Molecule: messenger RNA, 441 nt
Organism: Ricinus communis (castor bean)
Lineage: Eukaryota; Viridiplantae; Streptophyta; Magnoliopsida; Malpighiales; Euphorbiaceae
Product: transcription elongation factor SPT6 homolog
Exons: 3
Coding region: 1-441 (146 amino acids)
Source: RefSeq, a predicted model, not a curated record
AUGAAGCCUAAAGGAGACACUUUAAACAAUGGGCUUGUAAUUGAACUUUGGUUCAAAGUAUCUGCUAUAGUCCACUGCCGGAACGAUUAUAGAAGUGGUAGUAAUGCAGAGGGUCAUCAAAGUGGAUUACCAAGGCCAUAUGGUGGUCAAGGACAUGGUCCAGGCUCUUACAGUAGCAGCGGGGGAAAUAGCAAUUCCAAAUGGGAUUCAGUUGCCAAGGAUAGCAAUUCCGAUUGGGGCAGUUUCCCAGGUGCAAAAGUCCAGAAUUCUCCUGGCAGGCAAGCUUUUCCUGCUGGGUGGGGAAGUGGCGGAAAUGGCAGUGGCGAUGGGGUUGCCAGUGGCAGCAAUUGGGGGCAUGGGACUGGUGGUCGGUCUUACAAUGAGAAGUCUGGAUGGGGUAGCGGCUUUAAGAGUCGCAAAGUAAUGGUGGGUGGUUGGUGA